Paramecium octaurelia is the source of this 1074-nucleotide messenger RNA. The record is from the annotation of a GenBank genome assembly. NCBI's taxonomy places the organism in Eukaryota, Ciliophora, Oligohymenophorea, Peniculida, Parameciidae.
AUGGCUCAAUAAUAAGUGUAAAGGUAUGAUGCUGAUGAAAAUUUGUCCAAAUUUCUUAAUAAGGAAUUGGGCAAAUCAAUCAAGUUCUAGAAGAAACACGUAAUAAUAAAAUUUAAUGGAGUAGGAGAAAGAACUCAACAAUUUAUUAGCUUACCAACAAAUAAUAUAGGACGAGAAAUUAAAGAAUGAGAAUAAAUUACACCAAAUGUUUUAUAAGGAGAAACUGAUCGAUCAUUAAAAAAAACAAAAAGAAGACUAUGUAAUUAUCCAUCUUAUUUCAGCUUAAAGAGCAGAAGGUCAACAAGGAUCACUAAUUUCUAUACAAAUAAAAAGAAAAUGAUUACAUCAAUUCUUUAGAUGCAAGUUGGUGCUUUUAUCAAGAUUAUUCUCCAUCAAAAGAUAUGAAACCAUUGAAAGUAGAUGCUGAAAGAGAGAAGGUUCUUCGAUUCUUAUUCAAACAACUCUAAACCACUACUGAUAAUGUGGAGAGAGCACUGAUAAAAAAGAAGAUUAACAAGUUUCGUGAUUCUGAAGUAUAAUCUGUCAUAAAUUUUAUAGAUUUCUAAAAAGAAAUUAGAGUACAUUGAUCAUAAAAUAGAAUAUGCGAAAUAAGUCAGAAGCGAAUCUCUCGAUCGUUCUAUUGAUAAGAUCAGAAUGCAUGAUAUGCACAUUAUUGAUGUUUAAGAGAAAAAUAAUCUUAUAAAUUAAGAGAAAUAAUCAUAUUACAGUGACAAAAUAAAUUAGAUUGAAUAAAAGAUAUAGAUGAUAGAGAAACAACAACAACGUAAUAGAUUAAACAGAUUGAAUGUUGAAUAAUAAAAGGAUGAGUAUCGUCAGGCUGUAAGAUCCAAUUCCCAAACUCUAAUACAUCAAAAGGAAUUACUAAAUUAAAAUCAUUUUAGUGAGAAAGUGUAUAAAUUAAACUUCCUUGUGGAUCAGAAAUAGAAAUUAUUGAAAUAAAGAUAAGAAUUAUUGGAUGCAUUGAAUUAGAAAAGAGUAAUCGCUCGAUAAUCUUUGGAUGAUGUUAAAUAUCCUCAGAUAAACUCGAAUAAUUAUAAAGCAAUCAAUUUUUGA